AUGCCACCGAAAAGACGAAAGAUGAGCUCCGUAGCUGAGGAUCCAGUUUAUGAAGUAGAAGCAAUCAUCGGCCAUUUGAGGUUACUGGCUGAAAUUUUUGGGUUUGAUUAGAACAACUUACUAUUUAGUUUUGAAGAAGCUCACCAGCGUGAGCUGAACGGUAUUUUGAAACCCAAACUCACCCUUUCCAUGAAGGAAAAAUCAGCUAAAAAGCACAGUAAAUACGUUUUCCUGGUUGGUUUUUUUUCAUAGCCAUAUCUAAAAAUUUUCAUAUCUAAAAAUUCUCAAUUUUUUCAGACGAGAUGGCUCGGUUGGGGCGAAGCUGGCGAUACCUGGGAGCCAGAGUCCAAUUUGACGACCUGCAAAACCAUUUUGAAGGAGUAUAAGAAGAAUAAUAAUCUGCCCAAGACACAUCAGCGUUUCAUCCAGUCUUUUUACCUGGAGUUGGUGUCUUGAUUUGAAAUUUAUGGGUUUUUUUGUAGGCAAAAAAAUAUAGUUAUGUAUUCAAGGAAGUCUCAAAUAAAUUUUUUUGCAGUUCGUUAAUUUUAAUUUUUUUCAAAUCGAGAAAAAGGUUUUUUUGAAAAUGUUACUAUUUGAAGGUGAGACUCGACCUCAAAUCCCGAGGAACAAGGUGGAAAAUGUUAUCGAUGUCAUAUCUUUCGAAAACUGGACUUAUGUGGAGAGAAGUGUCAGUUUUUUCUUCAAGUAUUGAAAUAAAUAAAUAAAUCUCUUUAAAGCAUUUUUGUUCGAUUUAUGACGCGACGUGGGUUUUGACCGGUUCAAAUCAGCCCGUAAAUGUAACUGUAGCGGUGAGAAAAUAUCAAUAGGAUAAAAUUUUGGAAAAUUUUGGAGAUCUUCAGGUCUAUCCCGAUGAUAAGCAGACGAAAAGCAUGAUAAUUGCGUUGAGGCUCAUCAAGUCGGUUUUUAUAGUCAAUGUUUCCCGGCUUGAAAGGGGAGGGAGGCGGGGCAAGGGGCGGGACGCGUAGCGUGUGCGUUCGCGGUUCUUGGCACGAGUUCAAUUUAAUUGCCUCCGAAUAUUUAAAAAAAGCUUGGCAACCACUCUUUUUCAAUGUUUUCUACUAUUUUUGAUGAACAUAUGAACAUAAACAAUAAUUAUUUGAAAAAAAGGAAUGAAAAAAAGGCGAAAAAAAUGAGCUCUCUGAAUGCUCGCUGGCGGUUGAAUUGAACUCUUGCCAAGAACCGCGUACGCACACGCUACGCGUCCCGCCCCUUGGCCCGCCUCCCUCGCCUUUCAAGUCGGGAAACAUUGACUAUAUUAAUUCUUCGAAAAAUUUCUAUGAUGGAAAAAAAUUUACGAUUUGAUCAUGUUCUUGAAAAAAAGUUAGUUAGUAAAAUGCUUAUAAAACUAGAAAUUUUUUUGAAAAAAAUCUUGUUCAAUUCUCUGUUAUGAGAGUUAAAGUUUCUAAAUUAACGAAAAAUAAUGUUUAAAAAAUAUUAGUCUGAAAUCUGGCUUGAAAUUUUUUGAACUUAAAUAUUUUAAAAAAGCUUUUUUGCUUGUCCAUUUUGUUUUCUGGCUGUUUUGUCGUUUUUUUCUAAAAAAAUUGCGUGAAACAUUUCUAGUAUCAUAUUUUUUUCCCUGGAAUAUUAAAAAAAUUUCUUUUUAGAAUCACUCUUAAUUUUUAGAUUUUCAGAAUUUUUUUGUCGUUUCGAUGUGUUUUUUUAGUUACGCGGAACUGUGUACUGACUUGAAACUUUUGAAAAAAAAAUUUUUUCCAGACACAAUCUGAUCGUUCGCUGUUUCGGAAGGACGGUUUUGAACGGAAAAAUCGGCGUCGUUUUCGAAAUGCCUGAAAAACGGCCGUCGCUUUAUUCAAGCGAACCGAGAAGAUUUUUUGAGAGCGUCAACGGAGAGGAAUCGGUCAAGAGGUGA
Caenorhabditis auriculariae is the source of this 1891-nucleotide messenger RNA. Lineage: Eukaryota; Metazoa; Nematoda; Chromadorea; Rhabditida; Rhabditidae. The record is from the annotation of a GenBank genome assembly.